AUGGCCAGGCAGGAGACGAAAGUGCCCAGGAGACAACAGACCAAGGUCUCCGGCCCUUUCAAGUUGCCGGUGAGGCCGCAACCCACGAGCAGCAGCAGCAGGGGGGCGGGGAGGGGCUUCGGCCUCUGGGAGAGUCUGCUGGAAGGGAAGACGGCGGCACGGAGGCGGGGGGUGGUUCUACUGAUCGUGAGGCUGCCGCCGGCGGGAGUGCUUCUUCUGCUGGUUCCACGGCGGCCAGAAGUCAACUCGACGGAGUGUUGAGGUCCUGUUGGUGGUGUGCUGCACUAAAUAUCAUGUGCUGAGUUGUUGUUGUUGUUGUUGUUGUUGUUGUUGUUGUUGUUGUCUUCACAUUAAAAACCGUUCCGUUCUCUCUGCCUAUUAUAGUACCUUCUUCUGUCCGUACUUGUCUAGCACUUGUGCUUCAACAAAUAUCGAGAAAGUAAUGAAGGUUGGCCACACCAGUCGGCAUUCAUAUAUGUUGAGCCGUCGGCAUAUAUGCAACACUUGAACGGCAGGGUUGCGAUGAGGUAUAGAGGGAUGGGGUGAGCUGUUACUGCUGUACCCCCGGACGCCUUCCGUGGCCGCACAGGCCAACUACCCAACAAAAGGUGCACUACCAAGCGAACAAGGAAUUAAGAAGGACAGAAAAAGUGCCACAACCGCGAUAAUACAUGCAUAUUGUAGCGAACACGCAAUAAAAAAGGCCAAACGACAAAAAAAUAAACGCGUUGGCCAAUCGAAGGCGCAGCGACGUGCACGUACUACGUACAGCAGUAGCGAGAGGCUCAGCGCGGGAGGGGGGGGGGGGGGGGGGGUAG
Messenger RNA from Ectocarpus siliculosus, 818 nucleotides. The record is from the annotation of a GenBank genome assembly. NCBI's taxonomy places the organism in Eukaryota, Phaeophyceae, Ectocarpales, Ectocarpaceae.